UCCAACCUCCCCCACCAACACACAACUCCAACCUCCCCCACCACCACAACUACAACCUCCCCCACCACCACAACUACCAACAUCACAGUCAAGAAUGCUGACAGCAUUGCUACAACUCCAGAUGUGAAGUCUUCGUCGCCGAACGUCUGGUGCCAGGCGAGGGAUGACGACAACCUAGGGAUACCCAUGUGCCAAGAUGAUGUUGAAAACAUCAUCAAGGAGUUAAACUUGCUUGAAAGAGAGUUCACCCAAGCUUUUCCAGACGCAAAAGUAAGAAAGGACCAAGAAAUAAUUGUAGAGAAAUACAUGGUGGAGGUGCUAGAGGUGCUGGACAGGUCUGACCCUCACAGAUGGUCACUGGUUGAUGCUCCGACGCGAGCCAACGCCUCCACCCGCAUUCAGAAGAGUCUUACAUCAGCUUCCCUCGCCAUUGCGACCACUCUAUACAACGAGUCUGUUAAUUAUACUUCAAGGAUCUCCGAGAAACAGCAGUUGUCAGGCCACAGUAUCCCUGUCGCAGGCGACUGUCUGACUCGUGUCAUGGGCAUCAGCGAGCAAGAGUUACUGCUUGUACAAAGUAUGACGUCACUUUGUCGAGCUAAUCGCUCACUUCCUGUUACGGUGUACGUGAGCAGAGCUUUGAAAGGAGACCAUGUGCCUGGUUGA
Molecule: messenger RNA, 666 nt
Organism: Cherax quadricarinatus
Lineage: Eukaryota; Metazoa; Arthropoda; Malacostraca; Decapoda; Parastacidae
Source: RefSeq, a predicted model, not a curated record